CGAGCACAAUUUCGUGAGGACAACGAUGAUGAACGCAGCCGCGCGGCGCAACGGGUGCACAAUACAGGUGCACAAUGACGACGGCGUCAUCCUCACUUACACGCAGGCGCAGACGAGCGGGAAAAUGAAUGUGGCACAGUUAUGCAACAGGCACGUGCAUGUUUCGUCUCCCCCUCCCCCAGUUAUGCAACAGGCACGUGCAUGUUUCGUCUCCCCCUCCCCCAGUUAUGCAACAGGCACGUGCAUGUUUCGUCUCCCCCUCCCCCAGUUAUGCAACAGGCACGUGCAUGUUUCGUCUCCCCCUCCCCCAGUUAUGCAACAGGCACGUGCAUGUUUCGUCUCCCCCUCCCCCAGUUAUGCAACAGGCACGUGCAUGUUUAGCGCCACGCAACACACACACACACACACAAUCACACACACACACACACAAUCACAGGUGCCACGCCGAGAAGUUGGCACGGCACGAGUAGCUCUGCGGUUCCGUGAGCGGCCAGCGGGCGGUUGCGCUGGACAUUGUGUGCAUGUACGAGCAGCCGCGAUGGCUGACGGUUGAGGAGUCGCGGGAGCUGCUGGAGAAGGAGGCGGUGGCGCUGUCGCACACAAAGGCGGAAAAGGCGCGGAGCAAGGCACGCAAGGAGGCAGAGCAGGAAGAGGAUGAGGAUGAUGAGGAUGGAGAUGAGGAUGGUGAGGAUGAUAAGAAGGACUCCAAGAAGACAGGGAAGAAGAACAACAAGGGCAAGACAAAGGGCAACAAGGUCAGGGGCAACAAGCACAGCAAAGACACCACCAGCACCAACGACGACGAUGCAAAUGGCGAUGAUGACGAGGAUAAGAAGAGCGAAGGCGAUGUGCUGGAAAGUGAGCACGACACAACUCGACGGCCCGUGUGACAUCAUGCAUCUCCUGCGAACAGCAGAGGCGCUUCCCCUCACUCUCCAUGCCCACAG
Messenger RNA from Salpingoeca rosetta, 947 nucleotides. RefSeq lists its product as uncharacterized. Bases 26 to 553 code for a protein of 175 amino acids. The record is from RefSeq and is a predicted model, not a curated record. The transcript is spliced from 3 exons. NCBI's taxonomy places the organism in Eukaryota, Choanoflagellata, Craspedida, Salpingoecidae.